AUGGCGGCCGCGGCGGAGGAGGCAGCGGGAAGCGGUGGCGGCUCCCCGUCCUCCGCCCGGCGACGGCUGCGCAUCAUCUCCGGGCACCUGCGGGGCUCGCCGCGGGCUCCGGAGCGGGAAGCGCUCUCCCCGAGUCCCUGCAAGGCGCAGGGAGGCUCCCCCGGGCCGGUCUCCGGCUCCAUCCCGAAGAAGCGGCAAGAACUUCUGAAGUGGAAUGGAUGGGGAUAUAAUGACUCCAAAUUCAUCUUCAAUAAGAAGGGUCAAGCAGAAUUCACAGGAAAAAGGUACAGAUUAGGUGGUAUGGUAUUACCAACUUUUAAGGAAUGGAUAGAAAAAACCUUUGGAGCAAGUCUGGACCACAAAACUACCUCUAGAGCAUCCUUAAAUGUUAAUGAUGUACCUCCAUCCAUUGUAAAUGAAGAAUUUCUUCAGGAUCUUAGAGCCACUAAAAUCUCCUAUUCACAGGAUGCAGAAGACAGGGUCUUCAGAGCUCAUGGCCACUGCCUACAUGAGAUAUUUGUACUCAGGGAGGGAAUGUUCAAGCGAAUUCCUGAUAUAGUUGUAUGGCCUGUUUGCCAUGAAGAUGUAGUUAAAAUUGUGGAAUUAGCCUGCAAACACAAUCUCUGCAUAAUACCAUUUGGUGGAGGGACAAGUGUCUCUAGUGCCCUUGAAUGUCCUGAAGAAGAAAAAAGAACAAUUGUCUCACUGGAUACAUCACAAAUGAAUCGGAUUCUCUGGAUAGAUGAGAAAAACUUAACAGCUUGUGUGGAAGCUGGCAUUGUUGGACAAGAUCUGGAAAAACAGCUUGCUGAAAGUGGCUUCUGUACAGGCCAUGAACCAGACUCCAUGGAGUUCAGUUCACUAGGAGGAUGGGUAGCAACACGAGCAUCAGGCAUGAAAAAAAACAUCUAUGGAAACAUUGAAGAUCUGGUGAUUCAUAUAAAAAUGGUAACUCCUAGAGGAAUAGUAGAAAAAAACUGUCAAGUACCUCGCAUGUCAACAGGACCCGAUAUCCAUCACUUCAUUAUGGGAUCUGAAGGAACUCUUGGAGUGGUUACUGAAGUUACGAUAAAGAUUCGCCCAGUCCCUGAAUACCAGAAGUAUGGCUCUGUGGUCUUCCCCAACUUUGAACGAGGGGUGGCCUGCUUAAGGGAAGUGGCAAAGCAGAGAUGUGCUCCUGCAUCAAUUCGCCUUGUUGACAAUGCACAGUUUCAGUUUGGUCAUGCUCUUAAACCACAAGUUGCUUCCAUUUUUACAUCAUUUUUGGAUGGACUGAAAAAAUUCUACAUCACAAAGUUUAAAGGAUUUGAUCCCAACAUACUGUGUGUAGCUACCUUGCUCUUUGAGGGUGACAGAGAGAAGGUUCUUCAGCAUGAAAAGCAAGUCUAUGAUAUUGCCACCAAAUUUGGUGGCUUGGCAGCAGGAGAAGAUAAUGGACAGAGAGGAUAUAUGUUGACAUUUGUCAUUGCUUACCUUCGGGACCUGGGCUUGGAUUACUAUGUAAUAGGAGAAUCAUUUGAGACAUCUGUUCCUUGGGAUAGGGUUUUGGACCUUUGUAGGAAUGUAAAGGAAAGGAUAGUAAGAGAAUGCAAAGAAAAGGGUGUUCAGUUUGCUCCUCUUUCCACCUGCAGGGUGACACAGACGUAUGAUGCAGGUGCAUGUGUCUACUUCUACUUUGCCUUUAACUACAGAGGAAUUAGUGAUCCUAUUCAUGUCUAUGAACAAAUUGAGAGGGCUGCUAGAGAAGAAAUACUUGCCAAUGGAGGAAGUCUGUCACAUCACCAUGGAGUAGGCAAAUUGCGGAAGCGCUGGAUGAAGGAGAGCAUCUCUGAUGUUGGCCUGGGAAUGCUGAGAUCCGUUAAAGAAUACGUGGACCCCAAUAACAUCUUUGGAAACAAAAAUCUUUUAUAAAGCCCUGCACAACAUGAUGUACUACAAUUUCAAAAUUGCUGUUGAAAUUCCUCCACUUUCAUUGUAUUGAUAUCCCAGUAAUCAAAUAUAACAUAGACUACACUUUGAAAACUAGUAACUUACUUUGAUUUUUGCCACCCCCUUCCCCCAAUAAAGUGUAAACAUCACUGUUAAUGUUCAUGGAUUUUUACUUACAAUGCUCUUAAACAACCCACUGGGCACAAAGUGUAUUACCAACCAGGAAAUGCAAAUUUGGUUUUCCAAGUUUGGUUAGACAACACAGCUGAUAGUAUUUUCAAUGCUGGAUACUGCCAGAUGUUUCUUACUAAAGCAUCCCCUGCAAGGAUAACAAAGACUGACAACAGUGUUUUCUACAGAAGCAGCUGCUCAACCCAGCCUCUUGCUAAAGGAAAGCUGCUAGGAGACAGAUGAGAGAACACCAAGGAGUACUUCACUGUGCUGAAGGAUUAAGUAUGUAACAGACUUGUAACCAGCGAAUAGUUAAAGUACAAAUGUAGGCUUUGAUCAAAAGAGACAAUGUAAGUCAAACUACUUCUGAACACUCAGUCUCCAACCGUAGUACUAUUGGAAAAAUCUUAGACAAUUGAGCUGUUCUGAGUUGUAUUUGCAUUGCUGGGAUAAUCCUAUAUUAAUCAUAGGUCAGUCACUAUAAGUUUUGUACAAUGGACAUUUCUCACUGUAUGUUGAAAACAGGUUUGUAACAAAACUUUGCCUUCAUCUGUACUUCAAUCCUAGUGUGUAUGGUUUCUGCUCCUGUUUUGUUUGUUUUGCAGAGAUGCAAAAUAUCUUUUUUCAGUAAAAAAAAAAGUUUUGGCUAUUCAGAUGAAACUGCCCAGCACUGUCUUUUGAAACAGUCUCAACAGUUUAAUAAAACAUUUAAGUGGACAAUAUACUGUCAUCCUGAAAGUGAGAUUUCCCAUUUUAGUUUUGUACAGUUUCCUAUGGCUUUUAUGAAUCAUUUAUUUACUUCACUAAUAGCCACAAUUUUAAUUGUCCAUUUAACUUUAAGAAAAUGAAAUAUUUUCUUGAUCAGUAUCAUGAGAGUAAGCAUUUUUACAUGGAAACUUGAAUCUUAAUCAGUAAAACAAACUAAAACUAUUUGUCAGUACUCAUGAUCCAUUUUUAAGGUGGGUUCUUUUCUUAAAGCAAAUUAUCCAACUUUUUGAUAAUUAAUGUAUAUGAUUGCAUAGAAUAGAAAAAACACAGACUAUCCUUUGAGGACACUGGCUCUCUAGCCAACUGCUUCACAGCUCUGUAGUGUCAGUUUGGACACCUUUUGUAUUGGUAGUGCCCUUAAUGAGGAGAAAAAGAUAAAAUUGCAUUUUUGUUUUUAAACUAUUUUAGAAUACUGUCUAAUUAGCUUUCAAUUGUGGUAAUAUACCAAAAAGAGUAAAAUGCUUGAAAAAUACUGCAUAUCAGACAACUUUGAACUUGUUUAAAGAUUAAUUUCAAUUCUCUAAUUAAAAUUAUCAAAAAACAUGAAUAUUUGAAACAUCAAAUUAAAAUGCAUGCUGUCAAGGUACUUAAGGAAAACUUUUUAUGAUCUGCAGGUCAUAAAACAGAAUGUGAUAUUUGCAAUGCAGCUAGAUUUAUUUUGAAUGGUCUUUGUUUCACAACAUUUCAACAUAAAAAUCUACUCUUUUUGUGGUUUUGGCCCACCAAGUUCGUAUUUCAGCAGCAACCCAAACAAUAGGUGUAGUCUGUGUUAGGAAAGUUACUCUUUGCACUGUGGUUAAGUGUUCCUUAAGUACACAAUGGUGUCUCAGCAAAGUGAACCUGUAUGUGUUUAUGCAGGGGACUUCCUCACCUCGCAUGCUGCACGAUGGUGACUACGUGGCCACAGCCACCAUCUUGCUGGUGACUUGUAUCACUCUGAAAUAGAAACCUUUCUAGGAGUUGGUGAAUAUGAAGGGUGUUUAUGUGCCUCAAUGAAAGUAUAUGUCUAACCAUGAAGAAUCAAUUUUGAAGGAAAGUAUAUGGAGCUUUUUGCAGAAUGACAGCACAAACAGAACUAAAACAAGUAGUCAUAGCUCAGUAAUACCAGUCUCUGAAGAUUUUAACUUAAAGUACUACACAGCUCUACACCAUCCUUCCCAAUUCUUAAUUUUCUGACUAUGGUUUCCCCAUUCCUUUUUUGUAUUGAAAUUACACAGGCAAAAACUCCUUAUACUUGCUAUUUCUAACCUUUAAAUAGCCACUGGCUUCUGAAGUGAUUUAAAAUGCAGUAAAGAUUUUUACUGCAUGUCAGUUGUCCUAUGGGAAGGUGAAAUAACAGGCUCUAAGGUUCCCAAAGCAAUGUCACUGGAUAGCUCUGAAGAAAAGAUUAACUACAACUGUAAUGGAUAUUUUUUUUCUAAUAGCCACCCUAUUGGUGUCUUCCUAAAUAUUUUUCUAUCUUAUGAACUGGUCAGAGCUUAGUGAAAGUGCAGUGGAAACGCAUGUUUUUAAUGUCACAUUUAAAUUCCUAAUGAAAAUAGAGAAGUGUGUAAUGCAAAUUCGGGAGACCUAGGUACGUGCAGAUCAUCAUCCAUUUGAAAGAAAUCUUCCCUUCUCUAAUACUAAAGUCUUCCACCACUCUUCCUUCUGUAUCCUCUACUUCCUUUCUGAAGACUUCACUUCCCAUAGCUGCAGCCUGUUCAGAGAUGGAGCUUGAUCCACGCAGAUCAGAAGCGUAUCUUGGCAUAACACAUUAUUUUUUCAUUUGCUUGACUAUUUUGGCCAAAUGUAAGUUACAAGCAGUUUUACUUAAGCUUGUCAUGACUUCCAGUUGCACAGUGUCUGCCCUCUUUGAGGGAGGAAGGGUACAGAGUGAAUAUGCCUUGUCUGUGAAAUGUAUUUACAUUAGAGAGACUUCUAUAAAAGUUUUGAGGGGAAAGACGAAAAUCUGUUAGAAAUUGAUCCAGGGCCUAAAUCUUACAGUCAAAGAAAAACAAAAAAACAACCUCUCUCUUCUUGAUUUGACUUACAGUAUAGUGGUUGAGUUAGAGAUGUCAUCUUUGCCUUACAGCUAUGAACAGAGGCCAGGCCAAAUAGUUCUUCCAUAGCAAUGUUAAUUCCAAUUUCAAAGGCAGGAAUACAUUAGCACUGAAAUCCAGAAAACACAAAUUGCUUCUCAAUCUUGGAAAUGUAUGUUUAUCAAGGUUGUAAUUUAACUUUCUGCAAAUAAAGCCAAACAGUGUUUGUCAUUUUAGUGUGAGAUUAACUGUAAAACUUGAGUUGUAAUGUUAAGAGAUUAUAGAACCUUAUAUUAU
Messenger RNA from Gavia stellata (red-throated loon), 5183 nucleotides. RefSeq names its product alkylglycerone phosphate synthase (gene AGPS). The transcript has 20 exons. Lineage: Eukaryota; Metazoa; Chordata; Aves; Gaviiformes; Gaviidae. Gene Ontology annotation, biological process: lipid biosynthetic process. Gene Ontology annotation, molecular function: alkylglycerone-phosphate synthase activity; FAD binding. Bases 1 to 1911 code for a protein of 636 amino acids. The record is from RefSeq and is a predicted model, not a curated record.